This is a messenger RNA of Rotaria socialis, 1602 nucleotides long. Lineage: Eukaryota; Metazoa; Rotifera; Eurotatoria; Philodinida; Philodinidae. The record is from the annotation of a GenBank genome assembly.
AUGGCAACAAUAAAUUCAAAACAUUCCUCAGGAUCGUUCACUCAUAAAUCAUUAUCGAAUUCAAGUUUAGGUGAUGGUCAAAUACUUUACUGUCUUUGUCGAUCAAGUGAUUGUUCAACAUUUAUGAUUGCAUGUGAUGCAUGUAAUAUAUGGUAUCAUGGCUCGUGCAUUGGUGUUAGUGAAAAAGAAUCAGCAAAAAUUGAAAAUUUUUUUUGCCAUCGAUGCCGUCAUAAAACACCUAGUUUGCAAAUCAAAUACAAUAAAGCGCAAAAAGAAAUCGAAGAAAAAUUAAGCAAAUGUAUUAGAAAACGAUUACAGAAAGAAGCACAGCUAUUGAAUCCUUCAUCUGACACUGCACAAAAACAAAAUGAAUUCUCAACUAAUGAUAAAAAAAAUAGAGAACAUUCAACAAGCAUGGAUCAAUAUACUAAUGAUGAUUCAACUAGUAAUCAAUCAGACUCAUCAUCAUCAUCCACCACUGUCAUGUCUCGACAGCAACAAGUAAUUCACGGAAAUACGGCUGGAGUAGCGCGACCAAGUGGCAUUCAGUCGGUACAAUACGAAGCUUUAAUGUCGCGUGAUGAACAAGAACAAACAACUAAAACUUCUGUCAUUACAACAAAACGUGCUUUAAUAACAAAAAAUAUUGGAACUACUGAAAAACGAAAGAGACAUGUUAGCGGUAGUGCUGGUCUACCUCCUAUCAAACGAGAACUACAACCAGAAUUAAAUGAUGAAGAAGAUACAAAAAAUCUGAAUGCACGACGUCGCCGUCGUAACACUGAAAAAGCAGUUCGUCAAUGUUAUGGACCAAGUUGUCUCUUCGAAGCACGUCCUGCAUCAAAAUAUUGCUCAGAUAAAUGUGGUUUAGAGUUAGCUCGAAAUCGUCUUCUUCAAUUUCUUCCAAUGCGUCUAAUGCAAUGGCAAACAAUUCCAUCCGUCGCUGAUACUUUCAAUAAAAAAGCCAUUGAAGAGAUUAGAAAUGAAAUUGAAGAUAUAAAACAACGUUUAUCAGUACUUGAUGAACGACAGCGAAAAUUAAGUGAUAUUAUUGAAAGAGGAAAAAAAUUAAUAGCUACUAACGAUACUAAUAAAAUCGAUACAACAAAUGAUGAACCUGAUGGAAUGUGUUUCUGUAUAUUAUGUAAUCAAGAAAUAAGUCAAAAAACUUAUACACGUCAUAUUGAUAAAUGUUUUAUUCGAUUUGAAAGUCAAGUAUCCUAUGGAUCAAAUAUUAAAUCGAAUAUUGAAGGUUUAUUUUGUGAUAAUUACGAUCGUACAAACAAUCUUUAUUGCAAACGACUUAAAGUUAUUUGCCCAGAACACUCAAGAGAUCCAAAAAUUGGUCCAGAUGAAGCAUGUGGUUGUCCAUUAGAAAAAGAUUUAUUUGAAGUAUCAGAUGAACUAUGUACAGUACCAAAACGCUUAUGUUCAAAACAUUUUAAAUGGGAUCGAAAAUAUCGUGCACAAAUUGAUCUCGAGCGACUGCAUGAAUUAAUGCGUUAUGAAGAACUUAUUGAGAAAGAAAACCGUUUGCGAACAGCUAUGAAUGAACGUGGUUCGGUAGCAGGACUUCUUUUACAUAAAACAACAGCUCAUUAA